UCUUUCCUUAGACGGCGUCAUGCACAUGUGAGAUCUAGGGAGAGGAAGAGGAGGAAGGGUUGUGGGGACCGGGGGUGCGAGAUGGUGGAUUCACCUGCAACUACAAGAAAACAAAGAGCGAGAGAUUUACAGAAACCUCUAGAGCCGUGGAGGAGGAGGAGAUUUGGAGGAUCUCUACGACACUGACGGAUUAGUUAAGGAACGAAAGAUCACAUCGUGUCCGGUAACCAGAUUCAGAUGUGGACGCCGUGCGUGGGUGCGAGGCCAAGCCGAGGUGAAAGAGAUUCGACGAUUGAGAAUACAUCAAAGAAUAAAAAUGUGGAACUCGUAUUUUCAGAUGAAGAGCGUGACCAAGAACUUCCUGAUUUUUCAUCAUUUAUUCCAUUCUUACCUCCUCUGAGUGCAGCUAAUCUAAAGGUCUACUAUGCCACACGUUUCACCAUCAUAGUUGGGAUAAUGGUGUUCGGUGGUUUUCUUGCACCAAUCGUAAGUCACAGUUCUCAAUUUUGGAACCACUGA
Molecule: messenger RNA, 519 nt
Organism: Zea mays
Lineage: Eukaryota; Viridiplantae; Streptophyta; Magnoliopsida; Poales; Poaceae
Product: protein ORANGE, chloroplastic-like
Exons: 3
Coding region: 238-519 (93 amino acids)
Source: RefSeq, a predicted model, not a curated record